This is a messenger RNA of Ilex paraguariensis (yerba mate), 1014 nucleotides long. The record is from the annotation of a GenBank genome assembly. NCBI's taxonomy places the organism in Eukaryota, Viridiplantae, Streptophyta, Magnoliopsida, Aquifoliales, Aquifoliaceae.
AUGGAACCGGAGCCCAUCGAACCCGAACAUCUGUGUUUUAUAGACAAACACACCGGUAAAGUCACCUUUUUUCCUCUGAAGCCUCUUCGCCUCAUCAACAUAGAAGGAUACGGACGAGGGAGAGUACUACUGCCUCUUCAUUCUCUGAAACAAAAAGAAGAAGAAGGAGGACAUGACGAUGUUGAUGGUGAUGGUGAUGAUGAAGCUACAAAGUUUCAACUGGUUCGUCUUCUCUCAGAAAUUUCUUCAAGAACUGAAAGAGAAGAACCUCAACCAGUGGAAGAUACGGAGAUGUUAGAAAGUUUCGAUGAAGACAACAUAGAACUCCAGCGGGAUCUCUUAAACUUCUAUUCCAAAGGAAAAACAGAGAUCAUAAUAAACGGUGAAGAUGAUUCCAAGAAAACCCUAGAUGUGAAAAAGAAAGGGACGGCUAGGUCAUGUACAUUGGACAGUAGUACUUUCAGAACCAUCUCUUCAAUAAGAAGUUACGAAAGGGGUGAGUCUUCUUGGACCUCUUGUGUAAUUUGCACUGAUGAAAAACCCACCGGAACAAUGAUAGCAAACAAUGAGUGCGAUCACUUCUUUUGCAAGGACUGUAUAACCAUGUAUAUCGCUGAAAAGCUACAACAAGAAGAUAUUCAAGCCGACAUGAAAUGUCCCCAAUCAAAGUGCAAGGAGUUCUUGGAACGAAGAUUCGUUCUGCAAUUUGUUCCAGAAGAAAUGAAGGAUCAAUGGAGGAGUGCAAUUCGCGAAGCUUCCGCUCUGGCAUCACAGAGAGUAAUUUACUGCCCUUUUGAGCACUGUCAAGGUAUGUUCUUCGACGAUGGAAGGGGCUUCUUGAUCAGAGCGUGCCCGAAUUGCUGGAAAAUCUUCUGCGUUCAGUGUAGGGUUUCAUGGCAUAUGGGUUUAAACUGUGAGACAUUUCAACUUCACUUGAGACGACAACAACGCCACAUGGAAAGAUGGUACGAUCAAUUUGCUGCUGGUUUCUUAACGAAGCACAAGAUUGUAUAG